CCCCACCUCGCCCAGCUCCCAAGUCAACUCUCCGCACCUCCGCUCUUAAUGCUCUCCCCAUUAUAACCGCCCAACCCUGCUCCCUCCUCCCACCCUUCUCCCCCCCCCCCCUCCCCAUCCUCUCGCGCCAUGGGCAACUCCCUCGCCUGCUUCUGCUGCGCCGGCAGCGCCGCCGGACGCCGCCGCCACGUGGCUCCCGCCGCGCUACCCUCCGACCCCGCCUACGACGAGGGCCUGGGCCACUCCUUCUGCUACGUCCGCCCGGAUAAGGUACUCGUCCCGUUUUCGGCGGAUGACUUGGUGGCCGACGCCAAGGCGGCGGCCGCAGGGGCCACCACGUUCCGGGCCAUCUCGGGGGCGGCCCUCAGCGCCAACGUGUCCACGCCGCUCUCCACCUCCGUGCUCCUGCUGCUGCCGGACGAGUCCGCGGCCUCCUCGGCGGCCGCCGCGUCGUCCGGGUUCGAGAGCUCAGAGUCGUUCGCAGCCGUGCCGCUGCAGCCGGUCCCUAGGUUCCCGUCCGGCCCGAUCUGCGCGCCCGCCGGAGGCGGAUUCCUAUCGGGGCCCAUAGAGAGGGGGUUCCUCUCCGGGCCCCUGGACGCCGCGCCCAUGUCCGGGCCUCUCACCGGCGCCGCCACCUCCGGCCGCACGGGAGGUUCGGUGCCUGCGCUCCGCCGGAGUCUUUCCCACGGCGGCCGACGCCUGCGGAAUUUCACCCGCGCGCUUCUCGCACGGGCAGAUAAGUUUCAGAAUUCGAUGGAUCUUGGCUCGACAGCCGCCGCCGUGGCCGCCUGUGGUGCCGAUUCUGGAGGGCUGCAGUGGGCGCAGGGAAAGGCCGGCGAGGACCGCGUCCACAUCGUGGUGUCCGAGGAGCGGGGCUGGGUGUUCGUCGGUAUCUACGACGGCUUCAACGGCCCCGACGCCACGGACUUCCUGGUUUCCAACCUCUACGCAGCCGUGCACCGCGAGCUCCGCGGCCUGCUCUGGGAUCAGCGCGAUCAAGAGGAGCAGCAGGACCAACGCCCCGACCAACCCACCAGCACCACGGCCUCAGAUCACCAGGACCGGUCCGCCCGCCGCCGCCGCGCCCACCGCUCAAGACCCCCUCGCGGCGCCGACGAUAAGCAACGGCUGUGGAAGUGCGAGUGGGAACGCGAUUGCUCCAGCCUGAAGCCACCAACUCAGCCUCCUCCUCGGAGCGACAGCGAGAACGACCACAUCGCCGUGCUAAAGGCGCUGGCACGCGCCCUUCACAAGACUGAGGAGGCCUACCUGGACGUCGCCGACAAGAUGGUCGGCGAGUUCCCCGAGCUUGCGCUCAUGGGCUCUUGCGUUCUCGCCAUGCUUAUGAAAGGAGAGGACAUGUACCUCAUGAAUGUAGGCGAUAGCCGCGCUGUCUUGGGAACAAUGGACAGUGCUGAUCUUGAGCAGAUCAGUGUGAGCUCAUUCGACGGAUUGGUCGGCGAUUGCUCGCCGUGCUUAUCAGCUGUGCAGCUAACCAGGGAACAUAGCACGUCGGUGCAGGAGGAAGUUUGCAGAAUACGGAACGAGCAUCCUGAUGACCCGUCCGCGACCUCCAAGGACCGCGUUAAGGGCUCACUAAAGGUGACAAGAGCAUUCGGCGCUGGUUUCUUGAAACAGCCCAAAUGGAAUGAUGCUCUGCUGGAGGUGUUCAGAAUAGAUUACGUUGGGUCCUCCCCGUACAUCACAUGCAAUCCUUCGCUCUUUCACCAUAGACUCAGCACAAGGGAUAGAUUCUUGAUACUAUCUUCAGACGGGCUUUACCAAUAUUUUACCAACGAGGAGGCGGUUGCUCAUGUAGAAAUGUUCAUCGCAACAACCCCUGAAGGCGACCCUGCCCAACAUCUGGUUGAAGAAGUUCUUUUCCGAGCAGCGAACAAAGCAGGCAUGGACUUCCAUGAAUUGAUUGAGAUACCACAUGGAGACCGUCGGCGAUAUCACGACGAUGUAUCUGUCAUUGUAAUCUCUUUGGAGGGCAGGAUUUGGAGAUCAUGCGUGUAAAUAGAUCAGACAUAUUCUAGAUUAGAGAAAGAAACGUAUAGAGGUUGUUGCUGGCCUUGAGAGCAGUUCUUGCGGCUACUCGACUCUUCCCCAGUUGCCACUGUACAGUAUCAACGAAGCGCUCUGGGUUUGUCUUGGGAUCUCGGCACAUCCAGCUGAAUCACGAUGAGAUCCCCCUCAAUCACGCCGUUGCCGUAUAAGAUGUUCAUGUAAAAUAGGAUUUGUUCAAUUAUUAAUAACUGAAAUCACGACCAAUUUGUCAGCUUUCUUUGA
This is a messenger RNA of Phragmites australis (common reed), 2292 nucleotides long. RefSeq names its product protein phosphatase 2C 35-like. Gene Ontology annotation, biological process: protein dephosphorylation. Gene Ontology annotation, molecular function: protein serine/threonine phosphatase activity. NCBI's taxonomy places the organism in Eukaryota, Viridiplantae, Streptophyta, Magnoliopsida, Poales, Poaceae. The coding region runs from base 130 to 2019 and encodes 629 amino acids. The transcript has 4 exons. The record is from RefSeq and is a predicted model, not a curated record.